This is a messenger RNA of Tarenaya hassleriana, 681 nucleotides long. RefSeq lists its product as uncharacterized. The transcript has 2 exons. The record is from RefSeq and is a predicted model, not a curated record. The coding region runs from base 1 to 681 and encodes 226 amino acids. Lineage: Eukaryota; Viridiplantae; Streptophyta; Magnoliopsida; Brassicales; Cleomaceae.
AUGGAGCAAACACCAUCUUACGAGAAGUUUCUUAAAGACUCUCUCGUUAAGAAGGAGAAAUUGGAAGAGGAACCAAUAAUCCUGAUAGCUGAAUGUAGUGUUGUACUGCAACAGAACCUACCAGCCAAGAUGGCAGAUCCAGGAAGUUUCUCUAUACUCUGCCAGUUGGGUAGUGUCUCUAUUCCUAGCACACUGUACAAUUUAGGAGCAAGUGUGAGUCUGUUACGAAAGACCACGUAUGAUAAGCUGAAUGUGGAUGAAUUGAAGCCCACCAAGAUGAUCCUGCAGCUGGCAGACAAGUCAGUGAAAGACUCUCUAGGGACUUUAGAGGACGUACCACUUAAGGUUGGAAACGUUUACAUUCCGAUCGAUUUUGUGGUUAUUGAUAUGGAAAACAUAAAUGAUGAAUUAGUCAUCUUGGGGCGUCCAUUCCUCAAUACUAUCGAUGUCGUGAUUCAUGUCCGGAAAGGAUGCAUAGAGAUGCAUAUAGGAGAUCAUGAGGACAUUGAAUUCAAGCUGGAACCAAAACUAGAACGGGGCAAGGGAAUUGCCUAUGAUGAAGACGUUUACAUCCUGCCAGUAGCUAAAUCUGUAAUCUCUGAGGCAGAGAAUGAGAUAAAAGCUAAAUCUGAAUCCCUAAUAAUGACAUCUAAGGGGAAAACCAACGGAAAGGUUCCGUAG